AUGCUUAUACCUGAUUCAGUUGACUGGCGACAGAACAAACUUGUUACUGAAGUCAAAAAUCAAGGACAGUGCGGAUCUUGCUGGGCUUUCUCAGCAACCGGAGCUCUCGAAGGACAACAUGCUCGUGAUACGAAAAAACUGAUCUCCCUCUCCGAACAAAAUCUCGUGGAUUGCUCGUUUACCUUCGGAAACAAUGGAUGCAGCGGAGGUCUUAUGGAUUUUGCCUAUGAGUAUAUCAAGGAAAAUCACGGAAUUGAUACAGAAGAAAGCUACCCUUACUUUGCUAACGAGUCAAGAUGUCAUUUUGCAAGAAGGAACAGCGGAGCGAUUGCUACAGGCUUUGUAGAUCUUCCCAUAGGAGACGAAGACCAAUUGAAAGUGAGAGUUGUUUGGAACUUUAUAGAAUCUCAAUUGGAAACUCUUAUAGAUAGCUGUAGCGACUCAGGGACCUAUAUCUGUCGCUAUUGA
Messenger RNA from Cylicocyclus nassatus, 468 nucleotides. The record is from the annotation of a GenBank genome assembly. NCBI's taxonomy places the organism in Eukaryota, Metazoa, Nematoda, Chromadorea, Rhabditida, Strongylidae.